This is a messenger RNA of Macrosiphum euphorbiae (potato aphid), 471 nucleotides long. The record is from the annotation of a GenBank genome assembly. NCBI's taxonomy places the organism in Eukaryota, Metazoa, Arthropoda, Insecta, Hemiptera, Aphididae.
AUGGCUGAUGAAGCAGCCUCCGUUGCCUCUAAUAUUCUACAUAACAGCACCAUCGACAAAAUAUCAUCCUAUGAUAUUUUUACGUCCGUCAAAAAUAAAAUCCUUUUGUCAUGGCAACACCACUGGGACUCCAUUCAGCCUACCAACAAACUUAAACACAUAAAAUGUUCUGUGAAACAGUGGUUUACACCUCCGGACCUCAACCGACGUCAAAAUAUUGCCAUCACUCGUAUUAGAAUCGGCCACACCUUUCUCACACACUCCUUCCUAAUCAGUAAAGAUCAACCCCCUAUAUGCAACACAUGUCAAACCCGGAUCACCAUAAGACACAUUUUUGAAGAAUGCCCAAUACACGAACCAACCAGCACUCUUCUCAACCUCCCACUCAACAUCAAAGAAGCUCUAAAUGAAGAACAUACUUUAAAAACUAUCGAAUUCAUCACCAAAGACAACCUUAUUAACAAAAUAUAG